ACUACGUCUGGCUCUGACAGCUAUAGCUGAGCUGAUAAUCCAGACCAUUUGGAGGAAACAUUUGGGGAGAGAAGAUGAUACCUGUCACUGUGCUGAUCUGGAGUCUGCUGUCGAUAUGGACACUAACUUCUGCUGUUCAGGUUGAAGAUGAACUCAACGAUACUGUCAUUUGCACCAAUGAUCAGAUGCAGGUCAUCAUUCCUAGUGCGUUUUUUCUCAAUAAGGACCCGCCUGUUUAUAUUUCGGAUCUGCACCUCAAUGAUCCUGAAUGUCGAGGUGUCGAGGUCGAGAGCGACUUCGUCUUCAGUAUCAAGACAAACCUCACAGACUGUGGCACUAUUACGGUAUCAGAUGAUACUCACAUCAUGUUUACCAACACAAUCCAAAACAAUGAUACCGAUGUCAUCACUAGAAGCUACAUCAACAUCACAUUUGGCUGUCGAUACCCCAUAAACUACAUGGUGCAGCAGCAAAAUGGAGAGAAUUUGAUCCGAGUGGAUGUCAGGACGAUUACUCUCGAAACAGAAGAUGGGAAUUUCUCCGUCUCUAUGCUGCUGUAUAAAGAUGAAGGAUUUCAAGAUAAAUGGACCACGGUUCCUUCGCUCACACUUGAGGACAACAUCUAUGUUAAAGUUCACAUGGUUCCAGCGAAUUUCUUUUUAAGAGUGGAGAGAUGUUGGGCAACACCAACCAAUGACCCUUACAGCAACAUUCAAUACACUUUCAUCAAAGACAGUUGUCCGGUCUUAUGGAAUGACCAGACAUUGGCUGUGAUGAAGAACGGUCAAGGAUCUGAAGCUUUUUUUAGGAUACAGAUGUUCAAGUUUGUUGGCAGGUCUUACACAGAUGUUUUCCUUCACUGCAACGUCCAGAUCUGUCAUAACACUGGAGGAAUGUGCCAACCUAAUUGCUCUACUGAAGAGACGUCAAUAAGAACACGCAGGGAUGUUUCAUCAUCGCACACGGUCUCGUAUGGACCAAUCAGAAGGCUCGAAGUAAACACAGAGAACACAAGUCAGAGUUCAGAUAUGCCCUCCGUGGAGACGUUUGUGUUGGGCGGUCUUCUGUUCAUCCUCAUCCUCAUCACAGGAGUUUUUGGGAAACUUUGGUUGCAGAGCAGAAACACGUAUCCCGCUCAAGAAGCCCAGCUUACGCUCUCCAACAUCCACCAUAUCUCAGAAGUGGCCAGCUAA
This is a messenger RNA of Paramisgurnus dabryanus, 1193 nucleotides long. RefSeq names its product pancreatic secretory granule membrane major glycoprotein GP2. The record is from RefSeq and is a predicted model, not a curated record. Lineage: Eukaryota; Metazoa; Chordata; Actinopteri; Cypriniformes; Cobitidae.